GGCGUUGAAGCCAGAAAGAGCGAAGAAGACGGAAGGAAGGGUGUGGGCGCCGAGUGAACGUGCGGCCGAAUGUCGUCUUUAUAUUAUUGAUAUGAAGAUCGAUAUUCGUUCAGUUCUGUAUUGAUCCGGGAACAUGGAGAAGCAGAUCACCGUCUGGUUCGGCGCGGGGCUGCUGCUGGCGGGCCUCAACUUCUCUCAAGCUCAAGUUAUACCGACAUAUUUCGAGGUAGGCGGUAAACUCGACCUGAGGCCUACUGUGACUGAGACGAUCACCAACAUCCUGUGGAAGUUUAACGGGAAUCUACUGGCUGAAUGGGUGAAGGAUCAGGUUGAGUUGUUUUAUUAUGAGAAAUAUAAAGACCGCACAACCCUGAACACAACCACUGGAAAGCUGGUGAUCGGAAAGAUGGGCAAAGAUGAUGCAGGUGUGUACACAGUUGAAAUCAACAACAAGGUCCACGGUCAGAGCUAUGAUGUCAAAUGGAUCACCAGAGUGACCAAACCUACAGUUGUGUUCAGACCACUGACAUGUGGCCACGAGUCAGAGAGCUGUUCUGUGACCUGUAAUGGCAAAGAACCUGAGAGUCUGAGAGAUGCUGAACCGAUCGAGUACAGCUGGAAGAUCGGAGAGAAAGACUGGAAGAUGAUGACGAAGGACAUCACCAUCACCAGUGCUGAGACUAAGACAGAAUCUAUCAGAGAAAUCUCCUGUCGGAUGAAGAACCCUGUCAGUCAGGAAGACAGUGAACCAAAGGAGAACCCGAUGUACAAAGAGCCCCCUCCCACUCCCACUCCAGUUGGGCUGAUUGUCGGCUGCAUAAUUGCUGUUGUACUAGUGGCACUUAUUGGGGGAGGAAUCUGGUUGUGGAAAUGCAGGCCAGAUCUCCUCCCGGGAUGGAUUACUCAAUGUAGAGGUGGAAGUGACAUUGAGUCUACAGGUGAUAAACCACGUGAUCCUCCUCAUGGGGAUCCAAACCACGCGGCUGGGGCUCAACCCAACAACUCACCUGGGGCUCAACCCAACGACUCACCUGGGGCUCAACCCAACGACUCACCUGGGGCUCAACCCAACGACUCACCUGGGGCUCAACCCAACGACUCAUCUGAGCUUCAACCACUCAACCCACAUGACACUGCAGCAGAACCCUCUGCUUCCACCAAUUGAAGCUGUGCAGCUUUCUGUCUCACGUGAACAUGAUCAGAUCUGUUCUCUGCGAUUGCUGUUAGUUGUUUUUUUAAAGCAUGUAUGUGUGUUUUCGUAUCAUCGACUGUUACUAGCAGCAGAGUGAUUUUCAUAUGUUUUCCCUUGAACGGUGGAGUUGCAGGAAGAGCAGCAUGAAAAACGUGGCUAAAUUUUAUAUAUGCGAUGCAGAAUGUGAGUGUUAGUGUUUCCCCAAGCUGGUGACACAUGACUAAAACCCAUUUAACAUGUUUGUAUUCUCAUAAGAAGUUGCCAAGAAUGUCGUCCAAAGAACUGCAGCAGUUUGAGAUCAUGAGCAGCAACAGCGCGCUUCUUCGUCUUCCCCUCUGCUCAUUGACAGAUGACAUCAUCUGUAGAGGAGCAUGCUGUCAGCCAUCAUGUCACUGGAGAGUGUUAUUGCUGCCUUAAGUCACUUAAAGCAAUUCGGCUCCAUUUAUCUGGUUUAACUUCACCGAUUCCUAUAUAAAUGUAUGAUAUGUAAAUACAUCUGUGCUAGAUAAGGGAAGACGGAUGAAUGGUUGAUGUCUCUCGCAUUUCAGCAGCAGUCUCACAGUAUUAACACAAUACAGUGUGAUCCAAACAACAUACUAAAAGUGUGAAGUAUCAAAUGACCUGCUGGCUUUGACAAAACAGUGCAUGUUUUUAUCUCUGCUGUUCCAUGAUCUACUGCGCCGUCUGCCAGGUGUGUGUACGAGGAAGCGUUUGACGCAGACUCUCUGUGUUGAACACUUGUGAGAAUCUCACUGAGGAGAGACAUUAUUUUAGCUCUUGUCUGAAAUGUGUGUGUUUGUUUUUUUAAUGUUUGACGCAGCAGCAGCAGUAGAAGAAGAAGAAGGUGAAUGUACCCUGUGUGAUUACAUCAUACAUGCUUCUGUGACAGAUUUUUAUGGGUGAAUUCCAGCAUAAUGUCAAUCAGUCCACUUUUUAAUCCAUCUGUCUAUUAUCUGAUCAGUCCCAAAACAAUCUGGUUCCAAUCUUACUGUUUUUUAAGUACUGGUUUCUGUGAUUGCUGUUUUAUUGCCAUAUUUAGCCUCUUAAUUUGCUCAAAGUGCCUUCUGUGUACAGGCUACAUUAAUGCCACUAUAUGUAAUUUAUUUGAGGAACAUAAAUUGCUUGUUGGCGUUUGAUUCUUUCUUAUGAACUUAAUAAAUCGGUAAACCGCC
Molecule: messenger RNA, 2364 nt
Organism: Acanthopagrus latus (yellowfin seabream)
Lineage: Eukaryota; Metazoa; Chordata; Actinopteri; Spariformes; Sparidae
Product: SLAM family member 7-like
Exons: 1
Coding region: 134-1165 (343 amino acids)
Source: RefSeq, a predicted model, not a curated record